UAAAAAUAAUUUUUUACUUUCGAUUUACCAGAAAUUCCAGAGAUAUGACCGAUCGAUGUGUCUGAUACACGGAAGUGAUAUUAAUCAGCAGUUUAAGAAAAGAGUAUGGGUAUACAGUAUGGACACAUCUUCAUUUUACUCUUUAUAUACGGAAAUGUAAAAGGUUCUCAUCAGUUAUCUACAAAAGACAAGAAUGCCUGUAAAUCUGACACAGGGAUAGAAUGUUGUUAUGGAUUUAUAUUAUCACAAGAUCGAUCCAGAUGUGAAGACUGCCCAGCUGGUCUAUAUGGUAAUAGCUGUUCAUAUAAAUGUCCGAAUGGACAGUACGGGGUUCGUUGUAGCUCAGAAUGCAAGUGUUCAGGGAACCAAAUUUGUGAUAGAGUCGAAGGAUGCAAAUUAAAAACCCGUUUCUGGAAAGCUUUGGUAACCAAUGGCGAGGGAAAGGAGAAGUCGACACGAUACUCUACAGAAAUUCAACCGACAAGACGACCCUCUACGUCCAUUGAGGAGGGGACAUCAGAUAUAGACACAGUAGUAUUAUACAGAUCACAGAAUAGGGAGGAAAAAACAAGUGUUGUUUAUGUUAUGUAUAGUAGCAGUGGCGCUCUUGCUUUUGCCUGCAUACUUCUCUUCCUAAUAGGAAUUAUCUUCAUUUUCAAACGUUUGGGCAGUUCCAAAAUUGUGCCUAUUUAUGAUGAGAUACCAGAAGAUCUGCUACAAAGUGACGUGGCGAUCAAUCGUCCAGUUGUCAGUCCCCAAAAAUGUGGCUACUACAACGAUAAUACUCACGUUCCGUUAUCAAAACAACAUUCUGGUAAUCUUGAGGGCUCCGAGCCUCCACCAUAUUACAAUGACAAGAAAGAUUACGACUAUGCGUACCAGAAAAGCGAUGACUAUUACCUAAACCCUUAUAAUAUUCUUCAAACGACGGGAUAUUCAGACCACUUAUAUCAUGAACUAAAAGAGUAAAGUGGAUUAUUUUUUUCAAUGUACUAUUGAUACAUCUAUUUUCGCUGUAGCUUAUGAUAGCAUAACUGAAAAUAUUUCAGGAAUUGCAAAACAUGUGAUAUGACCUUGAAACGAAGGAUCAACAUAUUUUGACUGAACAAAAUGGCCACUUAUUACUAUGAAUGAAAAUAUGUUUAAUAAUCAAUUGAAAUGGUUAAAGUACGUCCGUUCAGUUGUCUGACCAAAAUAGCUACAUGUAUAUGUAUUAUAUAUUACUUUUUGUCCUUUUGGAAUAGAUAUAUCAUUAUUUACCAGAUAUUACCAUACGCGGGUGUAUGUGCGAAUUCAAUAAAAUUAAAAUCAUCGAUCAUCGA
This is a messenger RNA of Mytilus californianus (California mussel), 1322 nucleotides long. Its product is annotated as multiple epidermal growth factor-like domains protein 10. The record is from RefSeq and is a predicted model, not a curated record. The coding region runs from base 106 to 969 and encodes 287 amino acids. Lineage: Eukaryota; Metazoa; Mollusca; Bivalvia; Mytilida; Mytilidae. The transcript has 5 exons.